This is a messenger RNA of Carassius carassius (crucian carp), 3840 nucleotides long. RefSeq names its product sperm-tail PG-rich repeat containing 2 (gene stpg2). The record is from RefSeq and is a predicted model, not a curated record. The transcript is spliced from 12 exons. NCBI's taxonomy places the organism in Eukaryota, Metazoa, Chordata, Actinopteri, Cypriniformes, Cyprinidae. The coding region runs from base 443 to 2203 and encodes 586 amino acids.
UAACCCUACCCCUACUUUAUUCCUAAAAUCAGAGGGAAAUGAUAGCUAAUUAACAAGAGUGUAGAACCACAGAAUCCUGAUUGUAAGCCUAAAACUGUCAUUUCCUAAAAAGUUAUUCCUUAAUUCUGAUUGGUUGAUUGGAAUGAUGUUCCAGGAUCAACAUGGAUGUUGAUCCAGGAACAUGUUGUACUUGGUGAAAUCACGCUCACCGGUUCUCUGCAGCCUUCUAAGAUUGAUUGUGCAUGCAAACUUUUUUGGUUAUUAUUUGUAAGGGCACCUGUGAUCAUCUACAGGCCACUGCAUUUGUAUAGUAUACUAUAUACUACAUAUAGGAUAAUAUAUAUUAUUCUAUAUUUUAUUAAUUAAUAAAAAAUUUUUUUUUUUUUUUGUAUAGUAUGCAAUAUAUUUUAUAUCUUUUUUUUAAUUAUUAUUGUUAUGAAUUAUGUAUGUAUGUAUGUAUCAAGAAUGCAUGUAUGUAUUUAUGUAUUAUUUCUCUCUGUUUCUGCAGAUUCAUAUGCCCCCUUCCUCUCGCUGUCCAGUAGAGAGUCUGGGUUCCUGGGGUCAGGCAGUGCUCUCCUCUCUCCUGGACCGGGACAGUACAACAGUGACAUUACCAGGGUACUUUCAACUUUUUUAUAGCAUCACCUCGCAAACAACUGAUAUCAGUCAUUACUGCAAACUUAUAACUAGAAUCUUGCAGAAUCAUAUUUUGGGAGGACAGAGUCUCCAGAAUCGCUCCAAGCGCUUUGGUGACGUGGUGUCAGAUGUGCCGGGACCGGGAGCAUAUGAUGUUACAAAUGAUGUUUCACCUGCAGAGAGAAGACAGACCGGUCCAGAGAAGAGCCCAAAGGCCGUCUCUAAAGCGGCGAGGUUGCUGCUGAAUCCUGAUGCCCCGUCCAUCCCGUCUCCUGGACAGGCGUUCGGAUAUGAAGAGGAUGCUCAAGGUGUCCUGCACCAGCACAAACCCCCCAGCAGAGACCAGACCCUUGGCCCGGCCUUCUACAGUCCCAUACCGGUCAGACAGAUUACGAGCAGUAAGGGUCUGCCGUCCUCUCAGAAGUAUAAAGGUGUGCAUUUCGGGAAGAUGUCGGGCCGGAGAGAGCAGGUAACGGGUGAAGACGGACCUGGACCAGGUCAUUAUGAUCUACAAGAGGAUCACACUGUCCUCUAUGAGAAUGUGAAUCUCAGACGAGAUCAGAGAGGCCGUGCGGAGCUGGUCAUCCCUCGGUACCACGAGCUGGUGGCUCUACAGGAGGAGAAGAAGGGUGUUCCAGGACCAGGGCAGUACUACAUAAAGAGUCAGUUUGAGAUGGCCAGUAACCCACACGCUCCUGUUUUGAGUCCACCCUUCCUGUCUCAAGCUCAGCGGUUCAGUCCGGUGAAGGAUGAGACGCCCCCUGUAGGUGCGUACAAUGAUCCACGCUGUGCUCUGGAGAUCCUGAAGAAAGGCAGAGGGGUGAAGAAGAAUCCUUUCGGCAUGACAGCUGUACGCUUCCUGCCAGAAAACAGAUCGAAAGCUACGCCAGGUCCCGGUGCUUAUAAUGUGUUUGAGUAUGGCCUGGCUUACGAGAGUUUAAAGAAAGCCUGUCUGGAGAGCACGAGGAAGGGUGCCUUCUGCUCUAUUGCACCACGCCGGCUUUUCCUCCCCAGCAAAGAGGAGAUGAGCCGCCCGGGGCCGACUCAGUACAAGGUGGAGAAAACAACCGAAGCAUUAUAUAAGAAAAAGAGUACAGCUGCUUUUAAAUCUGCCACAUACAGACUUGUGGGUUCACUGUACGCCAAAGAUACACCUCCGCCAGGCUCAUAUAACGUGAGCGAAUCGUUUGAGAGGAUACACGGCCUCCAUCACUACAGUGAGCCACAGAACGAGAAAGCACGCAAACGACAGAGCUGCUUCCUGUCUGCCGCCCCCAGAGACACUGGCUUCCUCCAAUACGACCCUGAAACCCCAGGUCCGGCUCAUUAUAAUCCAGAUGUUAAAUCAGGCUCAAAACUUGCACUGAUUAUCUCAAAAGAAGAUCGCUUUAAAAGCCCUAAAGACCAGACCCCUGGACCCGGAGCAUAUGAGUUGAGUCCGGUCAUCAUGGACACGGUUCUGAAAGGCACCUUCAACGUGACGCUUCAUGAUCCUUUGGUGUCCAGCACGAGAUCUUUACCUUCACGCAGGUCUUUGAGAAAACCCUCUGCUCACAACAGUGCCUAACUCAGGUCAUAGGUCACACACUUCCAAAAAGACCUCGGCUAAGCCUCUCCUAUUAAACACAUGCUUCCCAGGAGUUCCUGUCACACACACACACAAACCUCUUUAUGGGUGAUAUAUUUCCCCAGUGCUCACGGAGAAUAAAUCAGGAUUAUUUAAUGGGUUUGAUGUUUCAGGGUUUUUGUGCAUUAUAAAUUCUCAGCCCUGCCCACAAUAACACAGUGCUAAUGUAGAGAGAUCUCAACAUACACACACACAACAUCUUCAUAUCGUUAUACACACCCUUUUAAUCUAAUUAAGCAUUUACACACUCUCAUUAUUCAGCAGAUAGAGUGAGGUCGAGGGAAGAAGGGCGAGAGACGAACGAAUCAAAGAAAGAGAGGUUUUAGCUCUUUAUUGAACUGACUUGUUUUACAUUUGCAGGCUAAUUGAAUCAGAUAAAUCACUGUGGCGGCUCUCGCCCUGCGCGUGUUUGUCUCAUGGAGUAUACGGAUGUUAAAGUCAAUGUGAAAUCAUAAUUGAACCCAUUUGCUUUCUUAAUGCACAUCUUGUUGUGAACAAUUCAUCGGUGCAUGUUACUCCAAAUAACAACUUUUAGGUUAACAUCACCUAGGUCAUGUGGCUGGUGGAUAGUGUUAAUCAAUAUCGUUCAACAGUCGGGUUCUGGAUGCAAAAAAUCCCAUUCAUUUUCUCCAUAAGGGAAUGGAUUUUUAAUGAUAACUUAUAAACCAUUAAAGGCAGACCUGCUGUGAGCUACAAGGUUGUUAAUCGAUGGUAUAUGCUUUCAUUAAAGCCAUCAGUAUGCAUUAUUUCAACUUAGAAAUGUUUUUAAAUAAUUGAGGUCAGCAAUGGAAUUCUUGGUGAAAAACUACAUUACCCAUGAUUACAUGCCAAUCUUCAACAAUUGGUGAACAGAAACAAAAUCACGGAAAGAUAAAUCCAAUCCCACAAUGUGUACAUAUCCAAACAUAUCAAUUACUUAAGCAGUUAAAUACAAAGUCUUAAUUAUUAUUAUUUUUUUUUUUUUUACCCAAUCUUCUGAUCAAAAAUGGGUAAACUCAAAGGUAAAAUCUUGACUUCUAGUGAAAGAAUUACAUAAACGAAGAAGAAAGCAGAAAUAUUAAAUGCUAUGAAUGAAUAUUUACUGAUUAAUCCAAACAUUUUGUAGAAGGGAUUUUCAACUGAGAUUUUGGACCAAAUUACGGGAGGGAGAAAAUGAGUUUAAGAAAGAUGACAUUAAUAUUUUAUUUUUACACAGAGAUUGGUAUGUUAGUAAAAUCUCUUGACUUCAGCAAUCCUUGAUGCAUUCUAUGUCAAUGGUGACAGUUCAAAAAUGAGAAAAAGCACUUUUCGUGUUUUGCAAAGUUUGCAUGAUUGUAACUCAAGAAAUAUUGAAGAUCAUUUUAGACUCUGGUUCUUGACAAACGUUUCAUUUGGUAUCUCUAUUUUUAAAGCACUAUGGUUCAGUCCCAAUUUGGAUCUGUGUCCAAACAGUUUAAUUUUACCCAUUUUCAAUGGAGGAAAACCAAAUGUGGUACCUUUGCAUACAUCUAUCUAAUACUCACUGAGUUUAAAGAGGACCAAUUACAGAAUGAAUACUGUUGAAAUUAGAAAUAAACAGUUAUGUAUUAACAUAAAAC